Messenger RNA from Bradysia coprophila, 2194 nucleotides. Its product is annotated as peptidylprolyl isomerase domain and WD repeat-containing protein 1. The record is from RefSeq and is a predicted model, not a curated record. Lineage: Eukaryota; Metazoa; Arthropoda; Insecta; Diptera; Sciaridae. Gene Ontology annotation, molecular function: protein binding; peptidyl-prolyl cis-trans isomerase activity. Gene Ontology annotation, biological process: protein peptidyl-prolyl isomerization.
AAUAUGACAUUCCGUUUGACACACUGACAGUUGUGCGGGCUGUGCGAGAUUUAUAAAAAAAAACGUUUAGCAACCUUUUUCCGACUAAAUUCUAAUUUGAAGAGCAGAAAAAUGAGUGAAAGUGAAUCCGAAGAUAGUUCCAGCACGAGCAGCGAAGACAGUCCUGAUGAGAUGGUGGAGGAAAGUACAUCUCCAAAAAAACAGCAUGACGAUGAGCCGAAAGAACCUGAUGAGAAGGUGGAUGAAAGUACGUCCAAAAAAAUACAACCAGACGAUGAUCCGAAAGAGCCUGAUGAGAAGGCGGAUGAAAGUACAUCAAAAAAAAGACAGCAUAACGAUGAUGCAGAAGAACCGGCCGAAUCCGAUGACGAAUGGAUUGGUCCUAUGCCUACCGAAGCCGCUGCUGCUCCUGCCAAAAAGAAGAAGGUGCUCCAUUACGAAAAACUUUAUUUGGAAAAUCUGCCCAGUUCAGAGUGCUACGAAAAGAGCUACAUGCAUCGCGAUGUGAUCACUCAUAUCGUGGUGACGAAAACGGAUUUCGUUAUAACAGCUAGCAUUGAUGGUCACGUCAAAUUUUGGAAGAAAAUGGAGGAGGGAAUUGAAUUUGUCAAGCAUUUCCGAAGUCAUUUGCAACCGAUCAAUGCGCUAACAACAAAUCCGAAUGGAACGUAUCUGGCCACAGCUUCAGCCGACAAAAGUAUGAAGGUUUUUGAUGUCAUCAACUUUGAUAUGAUAAACAUGAUCAAACUGGAUUAUAUUCCAAUGUGCGCUGAGUGGAUACAUUCGGCAGGCGAUGCCAUUGCAAGCAUAGCUGUAUCCGACCACGAUUCGGCAAAGAUUUACAUCUACGAUGGCCAAGGAACCAGCACUCCUCUACACGUUCUUGAAAAACUCCAUACGAAACCCGUUUGUAUGAUACGGUACAAUGUAACAUUUGAUGUGGUUGUCUCUGUCGAUCAAGCAGGAAUUCUAGAGUACUGGACUGGUCCCAAACAGGACUAUAAAUUCCCAUCGAAGUUGGUGUCAUUCGAAUCAAAGUUGGAUACGAGCUUGUAUGAAUUCGCUAAAAGCAAGACGAUUGUUAGUGGCCUGGCCUUUUCGAACGAUGGGAAAAAAUUUGCAACUCUCUCUACAGACCGGAAAGUCCGUGUCUUCACAUUCCUCAGCGGCAAACUGAUUCGUGUAUUCGAUGAAACCCUAGCCCGUUACUCCGACAAGCAGCAUACGAAUCAAGCGAUUCCCAACAUGGAAUUUGGACGAAGAAUGGCUAACGAAAGGGAUCUAGAAAAAUCAGAUUCCUUGGUUCACUCGAACAUUGUGUUCGACUGCAGCGGACAUUUUAUAAUUUACUCAACAAUGGUCGGGGUAAAAAUGGUCAACAUAACAACCAAUCGAUGCGUUCAGAUCAUUGGAAAGGGCGACAAUUUGCGACCUUUACAUGUUGCACUGUUUCAGGGUCGAGCGAAACGAUCGAAGGCAGCAAUAACACUCGAGCAAGAGGCGUCACACAAUCCAACGCUUCAGUCGCAGAGCAGUGAUCCAACAAUAUUUUGCACAGCAUACAAAAAGCAGCGAUUCUAUUUGUACUCAAGACGGUUACCAUCAGACUUACAGGAUAUCGACAGAGAUGUGUUCAACGAGAAACCAUCCAAAGAAGACAUUAUUGCUGUACCUGAAGGACAAGAAGGUGUCCAACGUAUCUACAAUUCGGCAACCAUACACACCACUCAUGGAGACAUUCACAUGAAACUAUUCGCAUCCGAAUGUCCGAAAACCGUGGAAAAUUUCUGCGUCCACAGCAAGAAUGGUUACUACAACAAUCACAUUUUCCAUCGUGUGAUCAAAGGUUUCAUGAUACAAACUGGUGAUCCUACAGGAACUGGCACGGGUGGCACGUCCAUUUGGGGCGGAGAUUUUAAGGACGAGUUCGUUUCGACGCUAAAACAUGAUCGACCAUAUACCGUUAGUAUGGCGAACGCAGGAGCAAACACAAACGGAAGUCAAUUCUUUAUAACUGUAUUGCCCACGCCUUGGUUGGACAAUAAGCAUACGGUGUUCGGUCGCGUCAUCAAAGGAAUGGAAGUGUGUCAAAACAUUUGUAAUUCAAAGACCAAUCCCAAAACGGACAAGCCUUACGACGAUAUAAAAAUCAUUUCAAUAAAUUUAAGUUGAAAAUGUUGUAUGAGCACACGAA